Molecule: messenger RNA, 1410 nt
Organism: Penicillium oxalicum
Lineage: Eukaryota; Fungi; Ascomycota; Eurotiomycetes; Eurotiales; Aspergillaceae
Product: Kynureninase 2
Exons: 4
Coding region: 1-1410 (469 amino acids)
Biological process (GO): NAD+ biosynthetic process
Cellular component (GO): cytoplasm
Molecular function (GO): pyridoxal phosphate binding; kynureninase activity
Source: RefSeq, a predicted model, not a curated record
AUGACAGCAACCAACGGCGUAAAUGGGGCCAAGGCGCCAAAGCCUACAUUCCCUGCCGAGGCAGCUACGAGAGAAUAUGCUGCUUCACUCGACAAAGCAGACCCGCUGCGUGCUCUCCGUGAUGAAUUUAUUAUCCCCUCAAAAGCCAAUCUUGCCACAAAGAAGUUGGCAAAGCCAGGUCUCUCCUCUGAUCCGAGCAUUUACUUCUGCGGUAACUCGCUCGGUAUUCAGCCCAAGGCGAUUGCCAAGUACAUGGAAGCCCAGCUGGACACCUGGGCAUCAAUCGGAGUAUGCGGCCAUUUCACAAAAUUGGAGGAUUCUCCUCUUUCAGAAUGGCAGCUCCUCUCGGAGCAGGCGUCGGCAUCUAUGUGCAAGAUUGUUGGCGCUGCGCCAGACGAGGUCGCUGCCAUGGGCACCUUGACAACCAAUCUGCAUCUCCUCCUGGCCAGUUUCUAUAAGCCUACCGAGUCUCGGAAGAAGAUCCUAAUGGACUGGAAGGCGUUCCCCAGUGAUCAUUACGCCAUUGAGUCGCAUAUCGAAUGGCACCGACUCGACGCCAAGGAGAACAUGGUCCUUAUCGGACCGGAUGAGGGCACCUAUGAGGUUUCCACCGACAAAAUUCUUUCAUACAUUGACAAGCACGCUGGCGAUGCUGCCGUUUUGCUUCUUCCGGGCAUUCAAUACUAUACCGGCCAGUUCUUCGACAUUCCCACCAUCACCAAGUACGCUCAGGACCGAGGCCUGAUCGUGGGUUGGGAUUUGGCCCACGCUUACAGCAACGUCGAGAUCAAGCUUCACGAGUGGAAUGUUGACUUUGCUGCCUGGUGCACGUACAAAUACGGCAACGCUGGACCCGGUGCUAUGGCUGGUUUGUUCGUGCAUGAACGCCACGGCAAGGUCGACUACAGCGAAGGCGAGGACGCCCCUAAGUUCCGUCACCGUCUGACUGGUUGGUACGGCGGUGAUCGCUCCGUUCGAUUCAAGAUGGAUAACAAAUUUAAACCCAUCCCCGGCGCCAACGGCUAUGUCAUUUCCAACCCUUCGGUCAUCGAUCUCACCACCCUUUGCGCUGCUCUUUCCGUCUUCGAUAAGACCAGCAUUGCUGACCUCCGCCAAAAGUCGUUCAAGCUGACUGCAUACUUGGAGUACCUGCUUCUCAAGGAUACCACAGAUGCAGACCGUAUGUUCUCCAUCAUCACCCCGUCAGACCCGCACGCUCGCGGCGCUCAGCUGAGUGUGCUGCUGAAGCCGGGGCUCCUGCAUAAGGUGGCGCAACGCCUGCAGGACGCGGGUAUUAUCUGUGACAAGCGGGAACCGGACGUGGUCCGAGUGGCUCCCGUGCCUUUGUAUAACACCUUUGAGGAGGUGUACACGUUUGUCGAGGUGUUUAAGAGUGCGCUGUCCGAGUAA